Molecule: messenger RNA, 3738 nt
Organism: Chelonus insularis
Lineage: Eukaryota; Metazoa; Arthropoda; Insecta; Hymenoptera; Braconidae
Gene: LeuRS
Product: Leucyl-tRNA synthetase
Exons: 4
Coding region: 156-3695 (1179 amino acids)
Biological process (GO): leucyl-tRNA aminoacylation
Molecular function (GO): ATP binding; aminoacyl-tRNA deacylase activity; leucine-tRNA ligase activity
Source: RefSeq, a predicted model, not a curated record
UCUGACGUUUGCGUACUACAUGAAAUCUAAUAUGUAUGUGUGCGGGUAAAUUUUAUUGGUGGUAGUGAUUUGAAUCAAGUUGGAAGCCGGAUGUUCACGUGUAUUUUCAAUCACUUAAAUAGGAAUUUUUCGCAGCUACAUCAAAAAAAAGCUCAAUGGCAGCCGAGAGAAAAGGUACUUUUAAAGUAGAAUAUCUUCAGAAAAUUGAAAAAGAUGUUCAAGCAAAAUGGGAAGCUGAAAAAGUCUAUGAAGAGGAUGCUCCAAAAAAACCUAAGAAUUCUCCUGAUGAGAAAUUUUUAGCAACGUUCCCAUUUCCUUAUAUGAAUGGUCGUUUACAUCUAGGACAUACAUUUUCUUUAUCAAAAUGCGAGUUUGCUGUCAGAUACAACCGACUUCUAGGAAAAAAAGUACUUUUUCCUUUUGGCUUCCACUGUACUGGUAUGCCUAUAAAAGCAUGUGCGGAUAAAUUGAAAAGAGAAAUGGAAGUCUUUGGAUAUCCUCCAAAGUUUCCUCAAGAAGAAGAAACUAUCGAAGAAGUCGUUGAUGACAUAGUUAUGAAAGACAAAAGUAAAGGAAAAAAAAGUAAAGCAGUAGCAAAGACAGGUGCUGCUAAAUAUCAAUGGCAAAUUAUGCAAAGUCUUGGUAUGAAUGAUGAUGAGAUAAAGAACUUUACUGACUCAUCGUACUGGUUGGAUUAUUUCCCACCACUUGCUGUUGAAGACUUGAAAUCAAUUGGACUUCAUGUUGAUUGGCGUCGUACAUUUAUCACAACUGAUGCUAAUCCUUUCUUUGAUUCGUUUGUUAGAUGGCAAUUUCAACAUUUAAAGGCAAGAAAUAAAAUAAAAUAUGGAAAACGAUACACUAUUUUCUCACCUAAAGAUAAUCAACCUUGCAUGGACCAUGAUAGGUCAUCAGGAGAAGGAGUUGGACCUCAAGAAUAUACUCUUGUAAAAAUGAAGUUAUUGGAACCUUUUCCAGAAAAAUUAAAAGCUGCUAAAGGAAAGCAGGUUUUCUUAGUGGCUGCAACACUCCGUCCAGAAACAAUGUAUGGUCAAACAAAUUGUUGGGUUCAUCCAGAUAUUCAUUAUAUUGCUUACACUUUGGCAAAUGGAGAAAUCUUCAUCUCAACUAAAAGAGCAGCAAGGAAUAUGGCUUAUCAAGGAUUUAUGAAAGAUGAAGGCAAACUUGAUAUUAUUGUUGAGCUAACUGGUCAAGAUCUACUUGGAUUACCUUUAAGUGCACCUUUGACUAGUAAUAAAAUAAUUUACACCCUUCCCAUGUUGACUAUUAAAGAAGAUAAAGGCACAGGAAUUGUUACUUCAGUUCCUAGUGAUUCUCCUGAUGAUUAUGCUGCUCUAGUAGACUUAAAAAAGAAACAAGCACUCAGAGAAAAGUACAAUAUUAAGGAUGAGAUGGUUUUACCGUAUGAACCAAUUUCGAUUUUAGAGAUUCCUGAAUUUGGAAAACUCUCAGCUAUAACAGUUUAUGAGAAAUUAAAAAUCCAAUCUCAAAAUGAUAAGGCAAAACUUUUAGAAGCUAAAGAAAUGGUUUACUUAAAAGGAUUUUAUGAUGGAGUUCUAUUAGUAGGAGAACACAAAGGGAAAAAAAUACAAGAUGUAAAAAAACUUAUUCAAAAGAAGUUGGUUGAUGAAAAGACUGCUGUUAUUUACUAUGAACCAGAAAAAACUAUUAUAUCUAGAUCAAACGAUGAGUGUGUUGUAGCUUUGUGUAAUCAAUGGUAUCUAGAUUAUGGUGAUGAAACUUGGAAAGCAGAAGCAAGGAAAGCUUUAGAGAAAAUUGAAACUUUUCAUGACGAAGUGAAGAAAAAUUUUUACGCUUGUUUAGAUUGGCUUCAUGAAUAUGCAUGCUCGAGAACAUAUGGAUUAGGAACAAAGCUUCCAUGGGAUGAAAGUUGGCUGAUUGAAUCUCUAUCUGAUUCUACAAUUUAUAAUGCGUAUUAUACCAUAGCUCAUUUACUACAAGGAGGAACUUUUAAAGGUGAUAAACCGAAUGUGUUUGGAAUAAAAGCUGAGCAAAUGACAUCAGAAGUUUGGGAUUAUAUUUUCUUCAAGAAUGCAAAGUUUCCAAAAACAUCAAUAAAAAAAGAAGCUCUAGAAGUGAUGCGUACAGAAUUUCAAUACUGGUAUCCAGUAGAUUUAAGAGUCUCUGGAAAAGAUUUGAUUCAAAAUCAUUUAACUUUUUACAUUUACAAUCAUGUGGCCAUGUGGCCUAAUGAACCAGAUAAGUGGCCUAAAGGCAUUCGAGCUAACGGCCAUUUAAUGUUGAACUCUGCAAAAAUGUCUAAGUCUGAAGGCAACUUUUUAACUCUCGCGGAAGCUGUGGGGAAGUUUUCUGCUGACGGAAUGCGCUUAUGCCUUGCUGACUCCGGUGAUUCAGUGGAAGAUGCUAAUUUCGUUGAAACAAUGGCAGAUGCUGGUAUUUUACGACUUUACACAUUUAUUGAAUGGGUUCGUGAAGUUUUAGCAUCUGAAAAUACGUAUAGAAAAGGAGAACCUGUAACCUUUAAUGACAAAGUAUUUCAAAGUGAGAUGAACUUAAAAAUUCAAGAGACUGGAGAUCAUUAUGCAAAUAUGUUAUACAAAGAAGCUCUCAGGACUGGGUUUUUUGAACUUCAAGCAGCCAGAGAUAAAUAUAUUCAACUCAGUGCUCUUGACGGCAUUAAUUGGGGCUUAAUAAUGCAAUAUAUCGACCUCCAAACUAUUUUAAUAUCUCCAAUUUGUCCUCAUGUUGCUGAGCAUGUAAGAACUAUCAUUGGCAAAGAAAGUGUUCUUAAAAUUCGCUGGCCAGCAGUUGGACCCAUUGAUCAUAUUCUUAUUAAAUCAUCCCAAUAUCUCAUGGAUGCUGCUCAUUCAUUUAGAAUUUUGUUAAAAAAUUAUUGUACUACAAGAAAGACUGGUAAAGGUAAAGUUGAUACUCCUCCUCCAGAAAAACCUGAUCACGGUAUCAUUUGGGUGGCCAAAACUUAUCCUCCUUGGCAGACUAUUGUGAUAAAAACUAUGAAAGAUUUUUGGGAUAAAAAUGGACAGUCUUUACCAGAGAAUAAAGUAAUAGCUUCAGAAUUAUCAGGAAAAAAUGAAUUGAAGAAAUAUAUGAAAAAAGUUAUGCCUUUUGUACAAGUUUUGAAGGAGAAAGUAGAAACUUUGGGAAUUUCCGCACUCAAUUUAACGCUUGAUUUUGAUGAGGUGAAUGUACUAACUGGUAGUAAAGAUUAUUUAAAAAGUACUCUAGAUUUAGAUGAAAUAGAAAUUAAAUACACGGAUGAAGCAUCAGAAAAAACGAAAGAAGAAUGUUGUCCUGGUUCACCUUACAUGAAUUUUUCAUCUACACCUGGGGUGUUUAUUAGAGCGAUAAAUCCACAAAAAUGCAGUGGACUUUUUAGUGUUAACAUAAAACUUAGUAAUGGAACUACAGCCGCUGAUGUUGCAGGGAAGAUAGCUAAAGAUAAUAAAAGGAUAAAAGACUCAUCACUUGUUUCACUUUAUCGAUAUGAAGAUCCAAUUUUGGGAACCAGAACAAUUCCAACGACAGAGGAUAUUCUUAGAGGUAAAGUACUUAUACCUUCUAAUGCAGUAUUCAACGUAAAAUUAGACUGUAAUGUGAUUGAAUUAACAGAAGGUACAAAUGUCUAUCAAAUAGGCGAUGAAAUUUUGUAUGUUGUUAAGAAUAUUUGCUGAUUCAGUCUUUGUAAACGCUAUUUAAUAAAACUAUUUAUCAAAA